GGAGCAGCCGGUACAACAAGGGCGGAGUGACGGUGUGGUGCCGCGAGCAGGACAGCAGCUCGAUCCAGAAGAUCAAGAACCUGCUGACCCGGUACCACCAGACCUUCUGAGGAAUGAGGUCAUCAGAACCCGAAUGACACAUGGAAACAUCUGAAACGGGAGCUGAAACCGGAUCCGGAGGAAAACCCGGUCCAGUUUCCAGGCGGGUCACGACGUCCGCAGCAGUUUGACUCUUUGUUAUCAAAAAACCAGCAGGGCCCGGUUCUGGUUCUGUACUUUUUAAGUUUCACAGCUAGUCGGACCAAUGUUCUGGUCCGACUAGCUUAUGGACCACAAGACCCUUUUCAUGGUUCUGUUCCAGAAACUGGUGGUUCUGUUUAUGAAGAAAACACAUCCUGGUUCUGGUUCUGGCAGGAUCUGGACCAGUUCCAGUCAGUGUUGUGAGGUUCUGCUGUGCUUCAGCUGAAACCUUACAGCAGCGUACGGAGGACACGCCCAGGAACCUGCUGCUGGUGCAUUGUGGGUAAUGUAGGCACUGUCUGCAUUCAGGAGGUCAAAGGUCAGAGCAGAUCUGGAUCAUUGCAGAAAUCUAUCGUCUUCUUCUCUGGACCUCCAGCUUCUCCGGUUCAUCUCCUCCGGGGGUCGGCCUCCCUGCUCAGCUCUGGACCUGCGUGAGCCUCCAGGUGGUUCUGCUCAGGUGAGGUCAUGACCUCACCUGAUGGUUCUCCUGCUGAGUGAGGAGAUGUUUGACCUCCAUGUGAAGCCGGAGCUAUCUGAAGGUUGAGGUCACUGUGAAGACCAGCUGAUCAUCUCUGUCCCCUGAAUCUACCCGAGUUGGUCCAGAAAGUUCUGAUGGACCCUCCUGACUGGCAGUCACAGAAGAACUGUGGAGUUUUGCAGUUCUUCUAGAUGAAGAAUCGAUCAGAAACUCUGCAGAAUUUGUGGUUUUAUUCGCAACAACAGGAAGCUGUUACUUUGAAUGAGUGGAGGAAGUGUUUGGAAAAACAGCUGGAGAGGCUCCAACCCAGACCUGGAUGUUGAGAUCAUCAGGAAAGAGGAGGAGCUGAUAGAAGAAACCGUUCAAAUCUCCUUCAUUGGUUAAAGAUUGAAUUGUUCAGUAACUCAAAUGGUUGGUGUUCAACAAUUGGUGUCUGCAUUGUCCAUAGGGUCUGCAGUCUGAAGCAAUUUUUCCAGAAGGUUCUAUCAGGAGAAGCUGCGGGUUUGAACCAGCCAGGACGCCUGGCCAAAGUGACCCAAACCUGACCAACACAUUCUGAACCCUUCGAAGAUGCCUUAAGCCCUGCGUAGACACCCAGAAUCUGUCGAAGAUGUGCGUAGAUACUCCAAUCCCGGUGUAGAUGCCCUGAACCCCCAUAGAAUUUGUCAUAGAUGCCCUGAACCGGCAUCAUCGCCUCCUGAUGAGUCGUGGCAGCUGGGUGAUGAAGCUCAGGACGUCCUGAAUGAUUGAUGCAGUUCCUGAGUUCUGCUGAUUGAAUUACACGGAUCCAAUGACAGCCGUCCAGCCGAGCCUGACGGCCCUGAAAGAUUACAGACUGGAAAAGAUGACGUCCUGCAGGUAGUGGCCGCCUCCCAUGGUAUCCAGUAACCAGUGAGGAAGAAGAGGCUGAAGGCUGCAGUUUAACUCCUGGACAGAGUUCCUGGAAGGUUGUUCAGAGGUAACAGCCACUAGCAGUCUGAUGUAGGUUGGGUGGUGCCUGCAGCUCAUCAUCAUCCUGAUCUUCAUCACACACACCUUAGGAGUCUUUAGAUCCUCAGAGAUGUCUCAGUCUUCAGAUGUGGGUUGUUCUCAUCUGAUAGCAUCACCUCCCAGCCCACAUUUACAGUCAAACUUGGAUGAAGAGUUGGAUCAAGACGUUCCCUGGGAACAGCUUGUUGAUGAUCUGAUGGUUCUCCAGCAUUAAGGUUGAACUGGAUCACAAGGUUGAAGUUAGAACCAAGUGGCUCAAAGUUUAGAAAGUUGACAUCUGGAGGUUUGAAGCCCAUGGAGAUCCUGUGGUCGGUUCCUCAGAUUGGAGGACUUCCUGUCUAGCUGCUUGUUCUUGCUAAUUCCUCUGGGUUUGUUGUUGUAGUUUGUUGAGUUUUCUCUUCCUUCUUCAUUAAAGAUGAAUGACUCCGUCUGCUCAGCUCCACCUGAGCUUCCAGAUCACCUAACAGCACCUGAUCAGCCGGCCUUCCUCUGAGCAAGGCAGCGAUCAAGUGUCUCCUUCAGAGGUCAUGUGAGAGUUGAACUUUAGACUUCACUUUCCUAAAGAACAGAACCCAACACAAGAAGUUCAGGUGACCCAGCCUGGAGUCAUGAUACUGGGAACGGGUGGAGGAGCCACCUGGUGGAUGGGAGGGUGGCCAUCCAAUGGAAGCUGGUGAUGAUGGUUCUUCUACUUCCACAACCUCUGACCUUUAGGUCCAAGUUCUGCUCUGAAUGUCCUGGUUCUGGUGAAACUGGUUCUUCUCUGUCUCUGUUCCAGAUGAGGAUCGUGUGCAAAGACGUGACGGCAGAGACGCUGUACGACGUCCUCCAUGACACCAGCUACCGGAAGAAGUGGGACACCAACAUGAUCGACACCUACGACAUCGGCAGACUGACGGUCAACGCAGACGUGGGAUAUUACUCCUGGAAAUGCCCGACGCCUCUGAAGAACCGAGACUUUGUGACGAUGCGGUCUUGGCUUCCACUCGGCAGCGACUACAUGAUCAUCAACUACUCCGUCAAACACCCGCAACAUCCUCCUAAGAAGGACUAUGUCCGAGCCGUGUCUCUGCUGACGGGCUACCUGAUCCAAUCCAACAGUGCCACCAGCUCCACCCUCUACUACCUGACCCAGGUGGACCCCCGAGGCUCUUUACCAAAGUGGGUCGUUAACAGAGUCUCUCACUUCGUGGCUCCGAAGGCCAUGAGGAAGAUCUACAAGGCGUCUCUGAAGUACCCAGAGUGGAAGCGGAAACACGACCCGACCCUGAAGCCGUGGAUGUACCCAGAGCAGAACACGCUGCCCUCCAUCAGCAUGGCGGACCUGACGCUGCAGCGGGCGGACUCUCUGGAGAACAUCGAUGAGAGCGGCGUGAGCGAGGAGAAGGCGCAGCACAGCGAUGACGAGGAGACCUAGGCCGUCCUCAGGCUCCCGAGGGACUGUCCUCCUCUCACCCACUGGUUGUUGGUUUGUUUGAUCUCCUCCUGCUGGAGACGUUUCCCACUGCCAGUCCUCCAGUGUCUGUCCCUGUCCUCUGCCUCCACCCCGAAACCUUCUGUCCACACCGUGACCUCUGAAUGACCAAAGGUCGUCCACAGACUGACCCUAGGCUGACCAAACUGUCCACACACUAAAGGCCCCAACAUACUCAAGCGUACUUCGGGCCUUAACGCACUGACCUGUCUACACCAGGGGUGUCCAAACUUUUUGUCAUGUAGGUCAAAAGUAUUAAAUAGACCAGUGUUUCUCCAUCCUGGUCC
Messenger RNA from Poecilia latipinna (sailfin molly), 3469 nucleotides. It is a transcript of the gene stard15, whose product is annotated as StAR-related lipid transfer (START) domain containing 15. Bases 2385 to 3125 code for a protein of 246 amino acids. Lineage: Eukaryota; Metazoa; Chordata; Actinopteri; Cyprinodontiformes; Poeciliidae. Gene Ontology annotation, molecular function: lipid binding. The transcript has 6 exons. The record is from RefSeq and is a predicted model, not a curated record.